AUGGAAGCUAUACAGAAAUGGAUCCUGUCAUCAUUGCUUCUGAAGGAGUGGAGAAAUUCAAAAAUGAAAAUUUUGAAAUUAUUAUUGUUGAUACAAGUGGUCGGCACAAACAAGAAGAUUCUUUGUUUGAAGAAAUGCUUCAAGUUUCUAAUGCUAUACAACUGGAUAACAUUGUUUAUGUGAUGGAUGCGUCCAUUGGACAAGCUUGUGAAGCCCAGGCAAAGGCUUUUAAAGAUAAAGUAGAUGUAGCUUCAGUAAUAGUGACAAAACUUGAUGGUCAUGCUAAAGGAGGUGGUGCUCUCAGUGCAGUUGCUGCCACAAAAAGUCCAAUUAUUUUCAUUGGUACAGGGGAACAUAUAGAUGACUUCGAACCUUUCAAAACACAGCCUUUUAUCAGCAAACUUCUUGGUAUGGGUGACAUUGAAGGACUGAUAGAUAAAGUCAACAAGUUGAAGCUGGAUGACAAUGAGGCACUUAUAGAGAAGCUGAAGCAUGGUCAGUUUACAUUGCGAGACAUGUAUGAACAGUUUCAGAAUAUGAAAAUGGGCCCAUUCAGUCAGAUCUUGGGGAUGAUUCCAGGUUUUGGAACAGAUUUUAUGAGCAAAGGAAAUGAGCAGGAGUCAAUGGCAAGACUGAAGAAACUGAUGACAAUAAUGGAUAGCAUGAUCUUUGGGAAUUUUAUGUCAUGUGUUUUCAUCAUAUCUACCCCUCUUAGGUAUCUACCCAACUAUCUGUUCUAG
This is a messenger RNA of Chionomys nivalis (European snow vole), 740 nucleotides long. Its product is annotated as signal recognition particle subunit SRP54-like. Gene Ontology annotation, biological process: SRP-dependent cotranslational protein targeting to membrane, translocation; SRP-dependent cotranslational protein targeting to membrane. The record is from RefSeq and is a predicted model, not a curated record. NCBI's taxonomy places the organism in Eukaryota, Metazoa, Chordata, Mammalia, Rodentia, Cricetidae. The transcript has a single exon. Gene Ontology annotation, cellular component: signal recognition particle, endoplasmic reticulum targeting; cytosol. Gene Ontology annotation, molecular function: GTPase activity; 7S RNA binding; GTP binding. The coding region runs from base 18 to 740 and encodes 240 amino acids.